This is a messenger RNA of Closterium sp. NIES-65, 1980 nucleotides long. The record is from the annotation of a GenBank genome assembly. Lineage: Eukaryota; Viridiplantae; Streptophyta; Zygnematophyceae; Desmidiales; Closteriaceae.
AUGCGAAACGCGCCGCUGAAGAGCUCGCGUUCAGAUCCCGGUGCUGGCAUCGCGGACGGUCAUGGGGGGGAUGCUCACGGCAAUGACCGUGAGAGGUCGCACGAACACCCCGCGGGAUCCCGCGUGUCCGAACGCGAUAACAUCGCUCUCAACACAGCUCUUGCACUCGCGAACACAGGGGAGGGGGACCAGGGGAAACCGGACAACAAGGAAGAGGGCUUGAGCUCUGACUACGACGAGGACGCCCCUGUUAACGCGCCGCAGGGUGGAGAUGACAACAAUGAAGAGGAGGCAGACGAGGCAGAGGAACUCGAGGCCCCGGUGGAGAAGGUGCUAACCCACGUGCAGAACACGGACCGGGUGAUACGCAGGGAAGCCAAGCUGGCCGCGAAGGACAGGGCGGAGAAUCGCGACAUGCGGGAGGUGCUGAAACGUGCUGCGGCCCGGUUGGAAGACUGCGCGGGGAGCAUGAAGGGGGUGGUUGUGGACUCCAUAGAGAGCGCCCAGAAGAAGCUCACAGACAAGGUCGCACGGAAGAUAGACGGCCCGUCAUCCAACAUUGCGAGUACCGCCGAGAAAGCGAUCACAACUAGUGGCGUCACGAACUCCCUCAACAUCAUCAUCGCGAUGCUUUCCGGGCGUGCAGCACUACAACAAGUCCCCGAUGGACCGCGUGAGAAGGAGUUCGCGGAGAAGGAGGCAGGGAAGAUGGCCGCGAAGAAGGAGGUCGGGAAGAAGGCCACGGACAAGGAGACAGUGAAGAGGGUCGCGGACAAGGAGACAGGGAAGAGGGUCGCGGACAAGGAGGCAGGUAAGUGUGAGAGCAGCAGGGGUGGGAAGCGGCAGAAAGGGGUCGCGAUCCAUAGCGUCACCGACCUUCUGAAGAGGGUGGCGCGGUCGCCGAACGUGCUGCGGGGACCAACAGGGGGGCUGCUGCCGCUGCUGGACCACCGCCUCCGACCUUGGGGGUGGAAGUUGGCGAAGAAUCAGGGCCGCAGUGGUUGUAAGCCUCCUGUAGCCGCGUUGAAGUGUGAACGCGACGACGACGACGACGACUCGGACGCGGACGAUGAGGUUGAGCUUGUGAUGCAGAGGUUCUUGGGGCCAAGCGACACUAGCAGAACAAGCGGCAAGCGCAAGGGCUGUGGUAUCCGCCCUCCGCCCAGGGGUGGGGAGGGGAUGGUGGGCGAACCGUGGCUGGGGGGGAGACGUUGCUGGCUCGGACAUCACUCUCUCCAAGAGGUGCAGUAUCUGACCGCGAUCGCGGUGAUGUGUUACGACAAGAAGAUAGACCCCAGGCUCAAGCUGACUGCGCAGCUGAAGAGUGAGUGGGCCGAGGACAUCUCCGCGGCCGGGACAUUGUGCACCGGGCUAUUCGCCACCAUGCACCUCCACAACCUUUGCGGCAAUGUUGACAGGUACCACCACAUGUUCAAGGCCUACCGCGACCUCACCCGCCGCGGGUCCCCGAUCAGCAACGCGAUAGCUUGGGCAGCCGCGGUGGGGAAGGAGGCUGCAGAUGAGGAGCCCGAUGUCACCGGCGCCCAAACGGGCCUAUUCGUUGGUGCGGUCGCGUGCGCCAUCGCGAUGGUGUGGGAGACCAGCAACGGUCUCGAACUCGAGGCUAUCGCUGAUGCUGGAUACUCCGCGACGCAGCUUGCUGGCACGCCAGAAGAAACGGCCCACGGUUACGCCACGAUCGUGGCCGCGGUUUUCAAGUGGGCCAGGAAGGAGAAUGCUCGCAAGCAAGCCUCUGAGGUCACACCAAAGCAGGUCGCGGAGAAGAUUGAGACCGCGGCCGUGAACCGUCUUGGUGCACGACGUGGAGACCUCACUUUAGUCGCUAUGGUCGCGCACGAGGCAGUAGACGUGCUGAUGACCUGGUGCGACUGCAAGAUCACGGCCAAGGCAAUGGAGGCCAACAGGCUCUACCUCUCUUUGCCGGAGAAGCGGGUGUCCGCGAAGAAGAGGUCCGCGUGA